AUGCCGACCGGCCUUCUCUACGUGACAAUGCAGCCCAAGGGCUCACUGCCCGACGCCCAAUUCCACGACUGGUAUAACACAGAACAUGGACCUCUGCGUCUCCGGUUGCCCUUUGUUACCAAUGGCUUCCGCUUCCGCGCUACCGAUGGCGAGAAGCCCGAAUACGUUGCGCUGUACGAUAUCACCGAUAUGGACGAGCUGACCCAGAAAACAUAUCUGGAUCUGCGAACAGACUUAGUCAAGACCGAGCGGGAGAAGAAGACGAUGGCCCAGAUCGACGUUGGGCGGAAACUUUACGACUUGGUGGACGAGCUGAGCUCCCCCGCGUACCGCGCACUGGAGGAUCGCGCCGACACAGACCCCGAGACGCGGGGCACCGUCAUGAUUGCCGUGACCACCGUCACUCACCCGGAUCCGGAGAAAGAGGCGGAGCAUGACCGCUGGUACCACGAAGAGCAUUUCGAGAUGCUCUCUCGUGUCCCCGGAUGGCGUCGUAGUCGUCUCUUCCGCACGGCGGCAAUUGACUCGGCCGCCCCCCGGGAGACUCUAGCUCUGCACGAGUAUGCACCACACAACGGACUGGGAGGGGAGGCCCACAAGGCUGCCAUGAGCACCCCGUGGAGAGACCGCCUCGUCAAGGAUGUCGUCGCUUCCAAGUCCCGUCGCACCUACCAGUGGUAUUACACGUUCGGACCGGCCCCUCGCGAGCUGGCCUCGUUAGCAGCUCCGGAUGUCAUUGGACCCUGGGCUUCUAACGAUGGCAAGACCCGCACAUUUCCUUCAGCUACGCGGCCGGCUGUGGAAUCUUUUAUAACUACCAAAGAUGGCGUGGAGAUCCCCUAUCGACUGGAGGGCAACACUGAUCCAGGUGCCCCCGUGGUCGUCCUCAGCAACUCGAUUCUGGUCAACUGGAACAUCUGGGAUCGUUUUGUGGACGUGUUCCUUUCCCGGCCUCAGAACCAGAAGUAUCGCGUUGUGCGAUACCUGACCCGUGGCCGCCACUCGGCCAGUGGUGAACAGCCGGUGAACAUCGAUUUUCUGGGCGGAGUGACGGUGCUCAAUGCAUCCCUUCUAUAUCCAGAGCGCAUUGCGGCGUUCAUUGCCUGCGACACCAACUCAUCCGCGCCAGAAUCAAACCGGAAGGCUUGGGGAGAUCGCGUAGCAAUGUGCGAGAAGGAAGGCGCCGUGGACCCGACGACGAAGGAGCCCAUCGUUGGCGAGGAGCUCGCAGAGGCUACCACUCGACGCUGGUUCGUCCCCGAGUCCUACGAGACACAGCCGGAGGUGCUAGCGCCCGUCAAGGAAGCCGUUCGCACGAACAGCCUCAAGGGCUUCGUGCACAGUGUGCAAGCGCUCUGCGCUUACGAUAUCCGCGAGCGCAUGGCGUCGGCGACCGUGCCAGGACUCUUUAUUGCGGGCGCCAAUGAUGGUGUUCUGCCUCAGACUAUGCAGAAGAUGGCGGCUGAUCUGAAAGGCGGAGCUGAGCUGAAGAUUAUUGACCGCGCAGGCCAUCUUCCCAUGGUCGAACAGCCCGCGUCAUUUGCGGAUGUUGUGACAGAAUUCUUGGGCAAGAUUGACGAGUGA
Messenger RNA from Penicillium chermesinum, 1584 nucleotides. Its product is annotated as putative alpha/beta hydrolase. Bases 1 to 1584 code for a protein of 527 amino acids. Lineage: Eukaryota; Fungi; Ascomycota; Eurotiomycetes; Eurotiales; Aspergillaceae. The transcript has 2 exons. The record is from RefSeq and is a predicted model, not a curated record.